Messenger RNA from Drosophila guanche, 2001 nucleotides. RefSeq names its product zinc finger protein 436 (gene prg). Gene Ontology annotation, molecular function: RNA polymerase II cis-regulatory region sequence-specific DNA binding; zinc ion binding; DNA-binding transcription factor activity, RNA polymerase II-specific. Lineage: Eukaryota; Metazoa; Arthropoda; Insecta; Diptera; Drosophilidae. Gene Ontology annotation, biological process: regulation of DNA-templated transcription. Gene Ontology annotation, cellular component: nucleus. The transcript has 2 exons. Bases 85 to 1836 code for a protein of 583 amino acids. The record is from RefSeq and is a predicted model, not a curated record.
CACCCUCGUGCAAUAAAUGGUAAAAUGCGGAAAUUCGCGUAAAAUUCUUAAAAUAAAAGAUAUAAUUUGGCCAAGUGCGAUAAAAUGUAUAUUAUGCAGAAUGAAGCUAAACGUUCCGCGCCAAACGAGAGGCAAGAGAGUGCCAGCUCGUGCCGGCUGUGCCAUCGGCCGGCAUCGACGGAAACCACGCCAAACAUUUUCACCGAUCGCGAGGGUUUCUGGGAUGGCGACAAAUUCUGCAUUGCCGAUGUCUGCCAGAGCGUGUGGGGAGUGCAGUACGAUCGCCAUGAGUAUUUACCGGAGCAGAUUUGCUCCGAUUGCUUGGAAGUGCUGGAGGAUUUUUAUAAACAGCGGCGGGGAAUGAAAGCGCGGGAAGCUGCCUUGCAGGAGCAACUGAAGGAGGUCAUUAAGAAGGAUCCCAAGUACCGACCCGGCUUGAACGGAAAUCCUGGUGAAUUCGAGCCCGGAGAUGAUUGCGAAAUUGAGGAGGUGGAUCCGGACAAGCUUGCGGAGACGAGCGAUGAUGAAAUGGGCUCUGACGAAGAGAAUGAAAACGCUGAAGAUGAGGAGGAAGAAGAGGAGUUCGAGGACGGAGAUGAGGAUGAAGCAGACACAACGAUUGCAGACGAUGCCGACAUACCUCUAGGCACAAAUGCGGAGCAAAUGGCCGAAAUGUCAGUGAAUAUGGAGUUGCAGCAGCCCAGUGUUGAGUUCAACUCUGGAGGGGCACGUCCCAAGACCGCUUUUCUGUGUCAGUACUGUGAUUUGGGCUACACCCUACCUAUCGAAUGCCAAAAACAUGAGAGAACAGCCCAUGAUCCUCAAGCUCCCUACUGUUGCACAUUUUGCAGUUUGCUUUUCGUCACGAGAGCCACUCUUAUAACCCACAUCAAGUCGCUCCACGAUAUGGAUCGUCCCUAUGUGUGUGCCCAGUGCGGGAAGGGAUUUGUACGCCGCUCCGACCUCAAGAAGCACGCCAUAGUCCAUACCGGCGUGCGGCCUUACACCUGCAAUGUCUGCACAAAGAGCUUCUCCCGAAACACCAAUCUGACGAAGCACAUGCGCAUUCACAGCGGCGAGAAGCCCUUCGUGUGCCAGCAAUGUCCACGCUCCUUCCAGACCGCCCAGGAGAUGACGAACCACUCACGCUUGCACUCCGGGGCCAGGCCAUUCCAGUGUAACCGCUGUCCGUUUUCCUCCUCGCGCAAGGACAAACUUGUGGCCCAUCAUCAAAUGCACACUAAGCGCGACGUUGAGGAGAUACUUAUGCAGCAGCAUCAGAACACUCUGCAUCCCCCGACACCGGAGCAGCUGGCGCAACUGCAACACGAACUAACGCAACAGUUAACGCCGAAGCCAAUCACCUCACAGAAGCCAGGACGCAGCUUCCGAUGCGAUGUCUGCGACAGGGUCUUUCAACGCGAGCGCGAUCUCCAGCGUCAUAGGGCGCUUCAUUUGGACACACUGCUGGCCUGCAAGAUAUGCAAUCUAGUCUUCAAUCGUCGCGAGCAGCUGCAGCGACACACACUAGAGGCCCACGGGCCCACCUAUACGUGCGCCAUUUGCUGCAUUACCUUUUUGCAGCAGAUUGAGCUGGAGAACCACCUGAAGGUUCAUCAGCUGCAGCACAAGGUGGCCCAGAGCACGCAGCAGGCCAUGAUUGCGGCAGCGAUAAUGCCCCACAAAAUGGCCGAACCGACGGCUGUAGCCAAAAUGCCUCCAGUGCCCCAGGUGCCGCUACAGGUGCGUCCCUCAGCCGCGGAGCUUAACUUCUACAGCAACAUGGUACCCACAAUGAAUCUGGGUUUCUACAGCGAAACGCGACCCGAGGAAUAAGUUCUAUAAUUAUUUUGUAGUUAUGACUUUAAAGUUGUACUCUAGAGGAAUAUCCAAAAAUCUGUAUAACUAUCUAUAAUUGGGAGUGUAGUUACUAAGUUCAAAAAGUUGUACUUUAAAGUUUAUAUACGAUAUCUAAGUAUGAUUCUGUGUAGUUUUUAAGAC